AUGAGUGGUUUUGUUCCUUUUGUUCGUUUUGAGAGUGUAAAUGGAGUAAAUAAUUCUCAAAACCCACAACAACAUUACGAAUUCUCUUGUGAUUAUAAUGUGGGCUCUACAUCGAAUGCUUCUAAUUCCUUGGCGGUAUUUCGACAACAUGUAGAGGAAAGUCAUCAUGAUUUAGUCAACUUAUUGACUCAACAAAUGACUACAAUUCUAAAUCCUAUGAUGGCUGAUCACAAAUUGAAAUUUGAAUGUCUUACAAGGCAAGUUGAAUGGAUUGCUCGAAUCGUUGAUUAUGAUGAAGGUGAAAGGCAUGAUGUCAGGGGAAACAAUGAGAGAUUCAAAAAUCUAUUUCAAAAUGAAAACAAUGUUUUAAACAGAGAGAAUCCUCAAAUAAUUCUCUAUGGUCAAAAUGCAGAUGAUGUUCUAGCCCGAUUACGUGCUAAUUAUGGUGGUGAACGUUAUCAAGUCAUAAGAAUUGUGAAAGAGGUACUCAAUCGAGUUGGUUUGAAUGUUGGUUUUAUUAACCGACCCCAUUUUGUGUCUGCUUUCUCUCAAGUUGUUCAAAUGGCUGAAGUGCCAAGAGGGCUGAAAAAUCCAAAAAUAAUUACAAAAUUUGCAGGGAAAGUUAGAGAGUCGACUACUGAACACGUCACUCGAUAUUUGGUCGAGAUUGGGAAUUUAACCAAUGAUGAGAAUUUGAAAAUGAUGUUUUUUCCUUCUUCGUUAACGAAGAAUGCGUUUACUUGGUUUUCGAAUCUUAGACCAAAUUUGAUAACAACGUGGAAUCAGUUGAAAACUGCUUUUCAUGCUCAAUUUUACCGAGGUGAGUUGAAUGUAGCAAUUACUGAUCUAGUUGCUUUGAAACGAGAGGAUGGUGAAACCAUUGUUGAUUAUAUGAUACAUUUAAAACAUGCUAGAAGUAGAUGUUAUGUGUCAUUACCUGAGAAUGAAGUAGUGAAAAUAGCAGUUAUGGGGUAA
Molecule: messenger RNA, 975 nt
Organism: Arachis duranensis
Lineage: Eukaryota; Viridiplantae; Streptophyta; Magnoliopsida; Fabales; Fabaceae
Exons: 1
Coding region: 1-975 (324 amino acids)
Source: RefSeq, a predicted model, not a curated record